Doryrhamphus excisus (bluestripe pipefish) is the source of this 5534-nucleotide messenger RNA. It is a transcript of the gene abcc3, whose product is annotated as ATP-binding cassette, sub-family C (CFTR/MRP), member 3. Gene Ontology annotation, molecular function: ABC-type transporter activity; ATP hydrolysis activity; ATP binding. NCBI's taxonomy places the organism in Eukaryota, Metazoa, Chordata, Actinopteri, Syngnathiformes, Syngnathidae. The record is from RefSeq and is a predicted model, not a curated record. Gene Ontology annotation, biological process: transmembrane transport. Gene Ontology annotation, cellular component: membrane.
UGACAUUUUUAAGCCGACGGUCUACUUGUGUACUUCUCCCCCGCUGCAGGGCGGUAGGGGCGCCGCAUUUCCGGAGGUGCUCGUCGUUCCACCCAGGUUGGCUCCGCGUUUCACCUUUCUGUCUGGCAUGUGACUGCCAACGGAGGCUUAUUACUAAGGUUAAAAAAACAGUAGCUCGCUAAGGUUUGCAGCCCUGCCACCAAAAGGAGAGAAAGAGUUCUCCGGUUGUUACCGGUGUCCUGCCGAGGCGGACAGAGAUGGAAGGGCUGUGCGGAGAGAAGCUCCCUUUCUGGGUAGCCAAUCAGACGUUCCACACAGAUCAGCCUGACCUCCCGGUUUGUUUCCAACUCACCGUCCUGGCAUGGCUGCCGUGCGGCUACCUAUGGGCGGUCUCUCCCAUCUAUCUCUUCUACCUAAAAAAGAACAACAAAGGCUACAUCAUGAUGUCCAUCAUGAACCGAUUCAAAACGGCGUUUGGCUUGUUGUUAUGGAUUGUUUGCUGGACAGAUCUCUUCUACACAUUCCACCAAAUGCAGCAGGAAGCCAAUCCACCACCUGUUUUCUUUAUCACUCCCUUGGUGCUUGGAAUGACCAUGCUGCUGGCCACAUUUUUGAUCCAGUUGGAGAGGUUACGUGGGGUUCAGUCCUCAGGGGUCCUCUUCAUCUUCUGGUUCCUGUCUGUGCUGUGUGCCAUCGUGCCUUUCCGCUCCAAGAUCCUGCAUGCAUCCAGUCAGGUUGAAGUCACAGACAAGUUGCGUUUCACCACAUUCUACUUCUACUUUGGAUUGGUGGUCUUGGAGCUGAUCCUCUGCUGCUUCAACGAGAAAGCGCCUCUCUUCUCCAAUGUUGACACAGACCCUAAUGUCUGCCCUGAAUCCACAGCUGGUUUUCUAUCCACUAUAACAUUUUGGUGGUUCACAAGAUUGGCAAUUAAAGGGUAUAAAAUGCCGCUGGAGGCUAAGGACCUCUGGUCUCUGAACCAGCGUGACAGCUCCAAGGCAACGGUGCCCAAACUCCUGAAAGAAUGGGACAAGGAGCAAGCCAAAGCCAAGAGUGAACAGAAGCUGUCCAAUCAAGUUUUGUACUCCAAGCCUCCACCAUCCAACACCAACCACAUAGAAAAUCAAAGCGGAACAAGUCCAGAAGAAGUUGAAGUGCUGCUGUCCAAUCAGAAAGCUGUACCGCGCCAGCCGUCGUUUCUACGUGCCCUUAUCCGAGCUUUUGGGCCAUAUUUCCUAAUUGGCUCAGCUUACAAGCUCCUGCAGGAUGUCAUCACCUUUGUUAACCCACAGCUGCUGAGCAUGUUGAUCUCCUUCACAAAGCAAAAAGAUGUCCCUGACUGGUGGGGUUACUCGCUGGCGUUCCUCAUGUUCUUCACAGCCUUCAUGCAGACUCUCAUCCUACACCAGCACUUUCAGUACUGCUUUGUCACGGGCAUGAAUGUACGCACAGCUCUCAUUGGAGCUUUAUACCGCAAGGCCUUGGUGAUAACUAAUGCUGCCAAACGUUCAUCCACGGUGGGAGAGGUGGUGAACCUCAUGGCUGUGGACGCUCAGAGAUUCAUGGACCUCACCACCUUCCUUAACAUGCUUUGGUCUGCUCCGAUUCAGAUUAUGCUGGCAUUAUAUUUCCUCUGGCAGAAUCUUGGCCCAUCAGUUUUGGCUGGAGUGGCUGUCAUGAUCCUACUGAUCCCAUUUAAUGCUGCAAUAGCCAUGAAGACCCGUUCCUAUCAGGUGGAGCAAAUGCAGCACAAGGAUGCUCGUAUUAAGCUCAUGAAUGAGAUCCUGAGCGGAAUCAAAGUACUGAAGCUGUAUGCCUGGGAGAACUCCUUCAAGGAGAAGGUUUUGGCUAUCCGGCAGAAGGAGCUUGAUGUGCUGAGGAAGACCGCAUACUUGGGAGCACUGUCCACCAUGGCUUGGACCAGUGCCCCUUUUCUGGUUGCCCUGACAACAUUUGCCGUGUACGUGACGGUAGAUGAGAACAACAUCCUGGAUGCGGAGAGGGCUUUCGUUUCGCUCUCACUCUUUAACAUCCUUCGUUUCCCUCUGAACAUGCUUCCCCAAGUGAUGAGCAGCCUCGUUCAGACAAGCGUGUCACUGAAGCGAAUCCAAAGUUUCCUGAGUCAUGAUGAACUGGAUCCAAAUUCAGUGGACAGAAAGGUCACAGCAACAGAGUUUUCAGUCACAGUCGUCAACGGAAAAUUCACCUGGGCUAAAGAAGAUUCUCCAUGUCUGCACAACAUCAAUGUGAUGGUGCCCCAUGGCUCCCUGUUGGCAGUGGUGGGUCAUGUUGGCUGUGGGAAGUCCUCCCUAAUUUCUGCCCUGCUGGGUGAAAUGGAGAAGCUGGAAGGAGAGGUUUCUAUUCGGGGAUCAGUGGCGUACGUACCUCAGCAGGCCUGGAUACAGAACGCCACUCUGCGUGAUAACAUCCUGUUUGGGAGACCAUACAAUGAGCAGAAGUACCGCUGCGUGCUGGAGGCCUGUGCCUUAACCCCUGACCUGGAAGUGUUGCCAGGAGGAGACAUGACGGAAAUAGGAGAAAAGGGCAUUAACCUUUCUGGAGGCCAGAGACAGAGGGUCAGCCUGGCCAGAGCUCUGUACAGUGAUGCAGACGUCUACCUGUUGGAUGACCCUCUGUCUGCUGUAGACGCACAUGUGUCCAAACACAUAUUUGACAAUCUCAUCGGUCCAGAGGGGGCUCUGAAGGGCAAGACACGUAUACUGGUGACACAUGGCAUCAGCUACCUCUCCCAGGUUGACAAUAUCUUGGUGAUGGUAGAUGGCAGGGUGUCCGAGAUGGGCUCCCAUCAGGAGCUGCUCAAGCAGAAUGGAGCCUUUGCUGAGUUUCUCAGGAACUACGCUCUGGAGGACAUCGUAGAGGAGGAUGAAGCCACAGAGGAAAUGAUUGAUGGUGAGGAUUUGUUCCCUGACGACACCCUUAGCAACCACAUCGACAUGGUGGACAGUGAGCCAGGGAUCAAUGAAGCAAAGAGAAAAUUCAUAAGGCAAAUCAGCAUCAUUUCAGCAGAUGGUGAGACCACUAAAACCCGGACGGUGAGGAGGCACGGCUGUAGCGUGAGGAAACUCCCAGAGCCCCAAGAGAAGAAGCCACACGAUAUACAGAAACUCAUCCAGGCAGAGACUACAGAAACAGGCAGGGUGAAAAUGAAGGUUUACCUGGAAUACGCCAAGGCGGUGGGGCUGCUGCUGUCUGUGCUCAUUUGCUGUCUCUAUGGCUGCCAGAGUGCAGCCUCCAUCGGCGCAAACAUUUGGCUCAGUGACUGGACCAAUGAUGCCAUGCAAAACCAAACUCAGGAAAACAUUAAUAUGAGAGUGGGGGUGUAUGCGGCGCUUGGGCUCACGCAAGGUGUGCUGUUGUUGGUUAACUGCCUGUUGUUCCAGGCCUACAGUAUGCUAAGGGCGGCCAAGCUCAUGCAUCGCAACCUGCUUCAGAGGGUCCUGCGAGCGCCCCAGUCCUUCUUCGAGAGCACCCCCGUUGGGCGGUUAUUAAACCGCUUCAGCAAAGAUGUGGAUUCCAUAGACUCCCUCCUCCCACAUCAAAUUGACAUAUGGAUGCGCACUUUCUGGUACACACUGACUGUGCUGCUCAUAUGCUCUGCCCUCACCCCCGUGUUCCUCAUAGUCGUAGCCCCGUUAAUGGUGUCCUAUUGGUGGGUUCAGAGAUUUUAUGUCGCCACAUCUCGGCAGCUAAAGCGUUUGGAGUCUGUCAGCCGCUCGCCCAUUUAUUCCCAUUUCUCUGAAAGCAUCACCGGCUCCAGUGUUAUCCGAGCCUUUGGCAGAUGCCCUGCCUUCGUUUCGAUGAGUGAUAUGAAAGUGGAUGAGAACCAAAAGAGUUACUACCCGGGUAUAGUGUCCAAUAGAUGGCUGGGCGUUCGCAUAGAGUUCAUCGGAAACUGCAUCGUGCUGUUUGCUGCUCUCUUUGCCGUCACUGGAAAGGAAAACCUAAACCCCGGCCUUGUGGGUCUAUCAGUGUCCUACGCUUUACAGGUGACCAUGUCUCUUAAUUGGAUGGUGCGUAUGACGUCUGACCUGGAGAACAACAUUGUAGCAGUGGAGAGAGUGAAGGAGUACUCCGAGACCCAGACUGAGGCAGCCUGGGAGAUCGAGGACAAGAAGCCCCAUGCCGAUUGGCCCAUGAAGGGGAAUGUGGAAUUCCAUGACUACAGUGUUCGAUAUAGGGAAGGACUGGAUCUGGUGCUGAAAAACCUGACACUGAGUGUCAAAGGUGGAGAGAAGAUUGGUAUUGUGGGUCGCACAGGGGCAGGCAAGUCCUCCAUGACGCUCUGUCUCUUCCGUUUGCUGGAAGCUGCUGAAGGAGAGAUCUCCAUUGAUGGCGUAAAGAUAUCGGAAAUAGGCCUGCAUGACUUGAGGUCCAAACUCACCAUCAUUCCACAGGAGCCUGUCCUGUUCUCCGGAACGCUGAGGAUGAACCUCGACCCUUUUGAGAAGUACACCGAUGAGGAGGUGUGGAAGGCUCUGGAAUAUUCCCAUUUGCACAAGUUUGUGAGUAACCAGCCAGCAAAACUAGAGAUGGAAUGCUCAGAAGGAGGCGAGAACCUCAGUGUGGGCCAGAGGCAGCUGGUGUGUUUGGCUCGUGCUCUCCUGAGGAAGACAACAAUCCUCAUCCUGGAUGAAGCGACCGCUGCUAUCGACUUGGAGACGGAUGAUCUUAUCCAGUCCACCAUUAGGACUCAGUUUGAGGACUGCACAGUCUUUACCAUCGCACACAGACUCAACACAAUUAUGGAUUAUACAAGAGUGCUGGUAUUGGACAAGGGUCAGAUUGCAGAGUUCGACACCCCUGCGAGUCUCAUAUCUCAACGAGGACUCUUCUACGGCAUGGCAAAAGAUGCAGGACUGGCGCAGUAGAACGGGAUCUUAAAAACAGGGUAUGAGGUUUCCAGAGUACUUAAAUGCAUCGUCUGAAUGGGGCUUGAUGUCAAGCCUUGAACUCCACUGCAGGAAAAAAAACACCAACAUCAGGUCAUUUACUCUUUUUGCACUGAGAGUAGAGUCCUAUGUGGUAAGAAUUGGAGUCAUUACACAAGGAAAGCAAGCUUUACUCAUCCAAGUCCGAACUAAAGUGCCUUCUGCCAGCGGGAAGAGGAAAGCCAGUGAAUGUAUCAUUUUCUUGUCGUCUGGCUCCGCUGCCAAAACGUAACAUCACAAACAGGCCAUUAGGAGGCUUUUUUUAAUCUUUUUUUUUUUCCAACUAGUGAAGAUAUUGUGCCACUGUACUGUCUGCAAAAAAAAACUUUUGUGAUGAACCCACUUAUUUUUGUACCGUGUCAUUAUUUAAGCUUUUUUAAUGCAUCUAGGGACGUUUGCUCAGUUCAAUAUGUGAUUCUUCUGUGAACCAAAUCUAUUAAAAAAAACUUGAAUUCUGUACCACCAAAAUAUGAAAUAUGAUGAUACCUUUAUUAAAAAAAACAUAAAUACACCAAGCUUCCUGUUUUAAAUUGUUGCAUUUGUUGGUUUUUUUAAUAAAGUGGCUUCAUUGAUCCCAAAUAAAUG